Messenger RNA from Paracoccidioides brasiliensis Pb18, 930 nucleotides. RefSeq lists its product as uncharacterized. The transcript has 2 exons. The record is from RefSeq and is a predicted model, not a curated record. The coding region runs from base 1 to 930 and encodes 309 amino acids. Gene Ontology annotation, biological process: protein homooligomerization. Gene Ontology annotation, molecular function: protein binding.
AUGAUACGACCAGCGGGGGAAAGCCGGUUGCCUAUACCGGGUCAUGCUUUAGCAUCUCCCAUUAUUAUCAAGGUUGGCGACACCUGCUACGCGACCCGGAUCGAGACAUUGACUGGGAGAAGUAACUACUUCAAGGCUUUUUUCUCCAAGUCGUGGCCCGGUGACAAGCAAGAAAACCGCUCUAUCCAUAUCGAAGGAGACCCUUACCUUUUCGACUAUAUUAUUGAAUAUCUUCGUCGGGGCACAUUCCCCCUCGAUUUCAACCCGACCCGCGGCCAUAACUAUGGAUUAUACGCUAGACUACUACAAGAAGCAAAGUAUUUCCAGUGUCCUCACUUGUUUACUUUCCUAGAGGAUCAAUGCUUCCAGAAAUGUGUUACAUGGGAGAUAACGAACGAAAUAUACGAUUGCCAGACGAUGGGCUCUCUGUACGAUGAUACCGACAUUGUCGAUGUACAGUUUGUUCGCACGAAAGAAACUGAAGUGAAGACCUGCCUCUGUCCACGUAGAAUUAAGCCACACUAUGGCAAACCUGAAUUCUGCGGUCGUCAAUGCAAAAAGGUUCUUGCGGACUUCGGGUAUGAGAAUGACAUCCACACUAUACCAGAGUAUGCUAUUGUCAAAAGGAAGCUCAAGUUCAAUCUUGAAUGGAUAUCUGACGACGGGCAAGAAUUUAUUAACCAUCUCCAGGAGAAAAAAGCCUACGAUGAAUCCGGAAGUAGUUGCACUGCCUCGGGAAAUGAAGGCAACCUGGAGUUGAAUGUAAACGCCACUCCUCUUAACCAUCAUCCAGGAGAAGGACCAAUCCUUAAUGGUAACGAAGACCUAGCCACAGAUUCUGAUUCGGGAGAAGAAAUUUCACCACCCAUAUCCCCAAUGAGUGGCAUAUCCCGCCCGUUGGGCGACCACCAGGCCCAUUCUGGUAGCUAG